Molecule: messenger RNA, 3406 nt
Organism: Fusarium odoratissimum NRRL 54006
Lineage: Eukaryota; Fungi; Ascomycota; Sordariomycetes; Hypocreales; Nectriaceae
Exons: 3
Coding region: 23-2257 (744 amino acids)
Biological process (GO): proteolysis; peptide metabolic process
Cellular component (GO): mitochondrial intermembrane space
Molecular function (GO): metalloendopeptidase activity
Source: RefSeq, a predicted model, not a curated record
GUGCUUCUUUGGCUGUUUCUUGAUGGAUCUUCAGCAAAACACCAGCCCCGCAGUUUGGCGCUUCCAAAACUCAACAUCUCCAACAUCACUCAUGAGACUCUUCCCCCUUCUCGCCCACCCGCAACGACUCCCUCUUCUGUUCUCAAAAAUCCCACUUCGUCACAUUCACAAAAUGUCUCGAAAACCACCCCAAUUGCCCCCCUCAUUCACAACAACACCCUCCGCCAUCCUCUCCCAGACAUCCUCCCUCAUUUCAUCAACCGCCGCCCUCGAAGACGCCUUCUCAUCAACCCUCACGCCAUCAACAGCAACAUUUUCCAACCUACUCACUCCCAUGCUGAACGAUGAUCACGCGGUAUCUAAACAAACCCUCAUCAUUCGUCUCUUCAGCUCUGUGUCAGAAGAUAAGGAUCUCCGCGAUGCAUCACGUACAGCAGAGGAAAUGCUUCUUAAAGCCAAUUCUGAAGCCCUCAUGAGGAGAGAUAUAGCUGCUCUUGUUAAAGCUGUUUAUGAAAAGCAUCAGAAUGGGGGGGAGAAGUUGGAAGAGGAAGAUGCGUAUACUUUGUUCAAGACGCAUAGAGCGUAUCAGAACACUGGGGCAGGCAUUGAGGAUGAGGAUGUGAGGGAACAGUACAAGGCUGCUGUACAGGAACGAAAUGAAGUUCUCGUUGCAGCGCGCAAGACAAUUAGUGAAUCCGACGAGGGUAUAUUCUUUACACGGGAACAACUCAACGGUGUACCAACCUCUAUUCUCGACGCAAUGAAGACCAAUGACGACGGGCACCUCAAAGCAACCUUCAAAAAGGGCCACAUGAUCUCAAUCAUGAAACACGCCACCAGUGCCAGCACACGCAAAGCAUACAACAUCGCAAAAGAAAGCCGUUUUCCCGAGAACGUAAUCCGUCUUGAGCGCGCUGUUGAGCUGCGCGACAGCACAGCGCGAAUGCUAGGCUUCAAAACCCAUGCCGAGCUCAAAAUGCAAGAUAAAAUGGCAAAGAGUGUUGAGAGCGUCAUGGAAAUGCUGAACAAGCUAAGAACAGAGUUAAAACCUCUCGCAGAUGAAGAAAUGAAGACGUUGUUUGACAUUAAAAAGGCUUACAUUCGAGAUAACGGCACGGAUGAGGAUGGAGAGGACGUGAAGAGGUUGAAUGCAUGGGACUGGGCGUUCUAUGCGAGGAUUCUGGAGAAGGAGAGAUAUUCUGUUGAUUCACUUCUCAUCUCGGAAUAUUUUGAGGUUAACCAUAGUUUGAAGGGCAUGCUGAAGAUCUUUGAGGAGAUCUUUGGGAUGGUAUUUAUACCUACCGAUGCGCCUGUUUGGCAGAAGGAUGUCACUGUCUACGAAGCGUGGAAUGCUGAGGACCAAGGUGGUGAGUUUCUUGGGUAUCUAUACCUCGAUCUUUAUGCACGAGAGGGGAAGUACGCUGGUGCGCAUAGCUCUCUCAUCCAACCUGGCUUUGUAACAUCGGAGAACAAACGCCAUUAUCCCUCUUCAUCACUAAUAACAUCCCUCCUCCACACGCCCUCCCAGCCAACUCUCCUCUUACACUCCGAGCUAAAGACAAUGUUUCACGAACUCGGCCACGCAAUCCACAAACUCGUGACACACACCAACCACCAACACGGCUGCGCGCGCGAUUUCGUCGAGAUCCCCAGCAUUCUUCUCGAGAACUGGAUCUGGGUUCCCUCCGUGCUCCAACGCCUGGGCAAACACUACUCGUACUUAUCCUCCGAGUACCUAACGUUCUGGAACGCUAAGAACGAGGGUGAAAGGCCGGGUGAGGUGCUACCGGAGAAGUUGGCGCUGGACAUUGCAAGGACGAAACAUGUUAAUGGUGCGCAUGCGAUGCUGUAUCAGGUGUUUUUGGCGCUGUUUGAUCUCACGAUUCAUAAUGCUGGGGAGGGAGGGGCUGUUGAUACGACGAGGUUGUGGAAUGAGAGUAAGACGGAGAUCAUGGGGUUGGGAAGGGCGGAUAGUAUCGGACAGGCGUCGUUUGCGCAUCCGUUCAGGGCGUACGAUGCUGCGUAUUUUACUUAUGCCUUAUCAAAGGUGUAUGCGACCGACGUAUGGGUUAGCCACUUCAAAGCUGAUCCAAUGGAUAAGACUACUGGUCUACGAUAUCGCGAGCUUGUUCUUCAACCAGGAGGAAGUCAACCUGAGCUCAAAAGCCUCAGCAACUUUCUCGGUCGCGAACCCAACGACAGGGCAUACUAUGGCGAAGUCACCAGCACACCAGGAACAAAAUCGUCAGUAUUGUAAAUGUAUUAGAGUGCAAUAUUAUCCAACGCUUAUAUGCAAAAGAGGGUAUCAUGGCAAGAUCUAUCGUAUAUCAUACUCGCUCAAUGCACCAGUCUCAUCCUAGGAAACGGCGCAGCCUCAACAUCAACGACGACCAAUCCCUUCUCGUCCAGCGAAGCUCCGACAUCUGUGAUCGGCGUAAUCUUUCUCGUGUGUGCAACUUCUUGGCGACUGACGCGGCCUUCGUCGCGAGGGAUCCACAAGACGGGUUUUUGCAUCCAGAGCUCAGGAGGCCAGUAAUUAGAUAGCUUCUCGUCUCCGGAGUAAUCUGCGUCGGCGAGUUCUUCGAAGGGAAUUAGUUUUCGCAAGGCGAUAAAGUCUUCGUAGAUCUCGGGGUGGAAGAAUCGCUGGAUGAAGGACGGUGGUUGAUCCGGGUUCGACCUAUCGCCGGGGAGAAUCCAUCUGUCCAAGAACUUCUUAACUCCUGACUCUUGCACCUCUUUCUUCAAUUGCUCUUUAGUGCUUGACUUUAUCCACUCAGUGGCCAUCAAUCUCAGACCACCUGCGCCCUCAACGGCCCUCGAGCUCUGUGGUCCCUCGUGUAGUUGAUCGUCUUCGUCAUCUGUCGGCACGUCCUCGAAUUCUUCUUCGCCAAAGUUCUGUUCCGUAUCGAAGUAACUGGCAGCAGUCCCGCCACUGGCCUCUCCUGACUCCGCGGCUGCUUGAAGCUUUGCCUCCGCUUCAGCUCUCUCUUGCUCCUGUAGUUCUUCCUCCAAUGCCAAUGUUUGUGGCAGAUUCUGCAGCAGAGGCGAUAUCGAGUCUCUCAAGGACAUGUGUACGAUGACAGUGAAUAUCAGGAAGAUGAGCAUCAACACCAUAGGCGGGAAGGCAAAAUUGAUGGCAAAGAGACCAAUCAUGCAGAUUUCGGCCAAGUAAAGUCCUGUGAUGAGCUGCAUCAGGGCGGUGGGAUAAAACAAGCCCAUGCUAUCCAUUUCCGAGUCGAAGACGUAAAGAAUGUUGUAUCGGUAGAUGAGGCGCGUAAAGGCCAUUCCGGCGCAUGCGAAGAGGAGGAUCAGUGGAGCGAUAACUGUGUAAGAGAAGGCUAGGUAUGUUAGCAUGGAAGGGGAUGAUUUGCUGCACGACUUACCAAUGCACGCCAUGUUUGUGUAG